GUCUUUUUCGUAUAUCGAUUGUUUGACUCGUGGAACGAAACUUCCAGGAUGUUACCAUCUUCCGUCCUUCAACCUUCACGUCUCCCACUUCCUUCUUAGCUAUUUAUAUUUCUGUUCACACUUCCUUUAUUUUCAAGAAUUCUAUAUAUCAUUUUCAUUAAGACGGUGUUUGGGUCUAAAAAAAUGCUUCCAGGAGUUGAAUGUGCUAGGAAGAGACGGUUGCAUCAAAGAAGAGAAGGAUGUGAUCCCGCAACAACACGUUCUUUGUGUUUAUAUACACGAAACCUUCAAACUAGUACUUCUUCACCAUCAAUACCCUCUUCACUGGAAAGAAGCAUGUUAAAGAAGAAACAGUCUUUGAUUGAUGAGAAACUGGGAGGAUCAGCGAGAGAAGCCAAACGGAGAUUAGAUGAGAAGCUUAAAGCAUCUAUGAAGUCAGAAGAAAAUCAACAGCAGAAAAGGAAAAGUAUUUUUCGAGGUUUAUUGCGGCAACUCAAAGCUUAGUUAGUUUUUGGAUAUGAAUAACCUAGUAGAGGAAAUCACAAAUCCUGUUUGCUUAAAAUUUCUAAUUCAGUUUUUUUAUUCCUAAUUUAGUUUAUUAGAAAAAAGGUGUAUCCUUAAAACUAUUUUAAGCACUCUCUUUGAUAUUUUAGAGUUGGAAAACAGAUGAAACAACACAUUUUUAUCAUAUAUGUUGUAAUGGUUCGUCUAUGGUAAUACAACGCACCACUUCAUGAAGUGUUACUCCGAUGCGUCGUGCAUAAGUGCUCAAGUACCGCCUACAAGCCGCCACUAGCGCCUCUACACCCACGCUCUCAAACCCGGUCCCGGAGUCGGUGUCGCCGGUGGUUACACCGGCGAGGGUUGUUUGGAUAUAGCAUGUGGCAUAAUGCUUGGAACCACAUAUGUCCAUGUGACACCUUAUCCUCUUUGGCUCUUUUGAUGAGUUUAAUGUUUUAAGAUCUUUAUAAAUGCAUUUAUUGUUAUUAACUGAA
Lathyrus oleraceus (garden pea) is the source of this 995-nucleotide messenger RNA. RefSeq lists its product as uncharacterized. The transcript has 2 exons. Bases 184 to 504 code for a protein of 106 amino acids. Lineage: Eukaryota; Viridiplantae; Streptophyta; Magnoliopsida; Fabales; Fabaceae. The record is from RefSeq and is a predicted model, not a curated record.